This is a messenger RNA of Arabidopsis thaliana (thale cress), 1622 nucleotides long. RefSeq names its product maternal effect embryo arrest 14 (gene MEE14). Bases 184 to 795 code for a protein of 203 amino acids. The transcript is spliced from 3 exons. Gene Ontology annotation, biological process: pollen tube guidance. The record is from RefSeq and is marked reviewed. Gene Ontology annotation, molecular function: mediator complex binding. NCBI's taxonomy places the organism in Eukaryota, Viridiplantae, Streptophyta, Magnoliopsida, Brassicales, Brassicaceae. Gene Ontology annotation, cellular component: cytoplasm; nucleus.
CCAUCAUUGAUAUCAUCACUCGAAUAAUUCACUUUAUAACUAUCUCCGUCACUAUCAAAAAGUGUUCAAAAUUAAAAAAGAAUAUCUCAAUCCUUAUCCACUUCAUCAUUCCUAGCUUCCAAGUUAUUAUUAUAUAACUCAAUUUUUCUGGCUUAAGAGUUUUGAAAAAUAUCUUCACUAGAGAUGAUAAAAUCAGUGACUCUUCGUUCGUUUCAUCUCCCAAUUGAGUUUAACGACACCAAAUUCGUCUCACGGCCUUGUUUCCUGGCGAGAUCCUUCCCGGUGGUUCGUUGUUCAAGCACCAGAGACGUACCUAAGCUUGAACUCUUCAGCCGCGGAAAAUUCGACCGGAUUCUUCAAGAUCCGCCACUUAUUGAAAAAGCCGAAUCCGAACUCUCAGAUUACUGUUCGACGCUUGAAGGUGAUGACUCUUACAGUUGCUGGAGAGCUUACUUUGAACUCAAAGAUCUCGAAAGAGAGAAGCCAAAGGUUGAAGUUGAGAAUUUGAUUUUGCAAACAGGUGGUUUGAAAUCGUUAAUCGGGUGUUUACAUGGAGUUGCUUCAAUGGAGAAAGAUAACAAAACCAAGAAUGGUUUACAUGUAGGAGAAGAAUCAGAUAGAGAGAAAGGAAUGAAUUUGCACAUUCAUAUUCCUGAUGGUUUACCAAAAUCUGAACAAGAGUUGGAGGAAGAAGAGAAAUCGAAAAUGCCGGAUUCAGCUUUCACUAGAUUGCUUAGAAGUAAAGGAACUAUCCCUGCUUGGUUCUCUCACGCUCCUGACCACGAAACCGACUGAAAGCGGAUUACGGAUUACGGUACCUUUAGAAAGUUGUUAUCUUAUCACAGUUAUAUGUAAAUAUAGUUCUUGGUUUUGCUUUAGUUCAUGUAGUCUAUCUUUUGUUAAGAUGUGAUCAUAUUGCCAUAGAAAUGUGGUUGUUAUUACUUGAUGUUCGCCAAUGUUGAAUUUGUUUAAUGCUGUGUGCCUAUUAUAGUACUACGCGGUUUUGGUUUACGAAGAGAUUUCUAUUCUUGAUAACUGAAGUGGAUUACUACGGUACGACCUAUAGAAAGUUGUUUUCUUAUCACAUUUAUAUGUAAUUAUAGUUCUUGGUUUUGCUUUAGAUUAUAUAAUGUCUCUUUGUUAAGAUGUGAUCAUAUUGCCAGAGAAAUGUGGUUUUAUUGCUUGAUGUUCGCCAAUGUUGAGUUUGUUUUUAAUGUCGUGUGCCUAUUAUAGUACUACGCGGUUUUGGUUUACGAAGAGAUUUCUGUUCUUGAUAACGGAAGUGGAUUACUACGGUACUACCUUUAGAAAGUUGUUUCUUAUCACAUUUAUAUGUAAUUAUAGUUCUUGGUUGUGCUUUAGAUCAUAUAUUGUCUCUUUGCUAAUAUGUGAUACAUAUUGCCAUAGAAAUGUGGUUGUUAUUGCUUGAUGUUCGCGAAUGUUGAGUUUGUUUUUAUUGUCGUGUGCCUAUUAUAGUACUACGUGGUUAUUUGGUUUACGAAGAGAUUUCUAUUCUUGAUGAUGUUUGUUCUCCGGAUGUGAAGCUAAAUCUUUGAAAGGAAAACAAGAGUUUUCUAAAUAUAGGGAAAAGAUUUGUUUGGUGAUGCAAAGAUGAAAAUUGU